AUGGCCUUCAAACCAACUACCGUCAUCAAAUCCACGGCUGCAGGCAUAUUCACAAUUAUAGCAAUGGCUGCAUUCGCAUCUGCAUCCACUGGUUUAGCUCAAUCUCCUGAACAAGACCGCUACCUCAACCAAUGUCUUGGGAAGAUAUCUUCAAGGUGUGCAAUGUAUGCCACAGCCGAAAUGUAUCACCAUGGGCCGCUGAAACAAAACGGAUGUUGUCUAGAAAUUUAUCACAUGGGACAAAUUUGUCUUAACAUCGUGACAAGGCAUGUGAUAGAAUCCCUUGUUCCCAAACUUGAAGCUACUCAGAAACAAGGCCUUAUUGAGAAAGCCACACAGAUAUGGUAUCUUUGUGUCCCGGUUUAA
Brassica oleracea var. oleracea is the source of this 366-nucleotide messenger RNA. RefSeq lists its product as uncharacterized. The transcript has a single exon. The coding region runs from base 1 to 366 and encodes 121 amino acids. The record is from RefSeq and is a predicted model, not a curated record. Lineage: Eukaryota; Viridiplantae; Streptophyta; Magnoliopsida; Brassicales; Brassicaceae.